Chara braunii is the source of this 825-nucleotide messenger RNA. The record is from the annotation of a GenBank genome assembly. NCBI's taxonomy places the organism in Eukaryota, Viridiplantae, Streptophyta, Charophyceae, Charales, Characeae.
CCGCACGACCCUUAAGGAGAAAAGUGAGGAGGUCUCUGCCCUCUGAUCGGAAACUAAGCAUCUCAAAAAGGACUUCACGGAUCUGAAAGAGGAGUUUUUUGGUAUGCGGAACAAGCGGGGUGCGGCAGUUGUAACGGAAACUAGCCAACCUGAGGAAUCACCCGCAGGGAAGCAGCGGGCAGAUCCUUCAACCACGACAAUGUAUACGCCGAAGGAUUUGGAGGCUUUGCGGAAGGCAUAUAAGGCGGCGCUGGUUGGGAAGGAGAUGGCAAUCAAGGAGGCUGAAAAACUCAAGGAACGCAUGGCAAACAUGGAUGCAUCCAGGGUGCGGAUAUCGACGCGGAAGACUGCAAUGAAGAAAACGACCCCUCGCAAUCUAAAAAUGAGUUUUUACGCGGUGGAAGUGGAAGCGGACGAGGAAGGGAAGGAGAAGCAAAGAGAGUCAGUCAACGGUAGAUUGCGAAGUAUCGUAGAUGUAACACACGAUUUGGAGGUGGCGAAGAUGGCGGGGUUCCGUGAAAGCAUGCUUAAAGAACUUCGUCGGGCAAAGAAGCAAGACAUGGAGGAGAUUUGCAUGGAGGAGGGUAUCACGUAUAUCAAGUUGAACCAGGCCAAAGCGGACGUGGCCGAGAUCAAGGCUAGUCGUAAUUACGCAGCGUGGCUGAAAGAGAAAGACAAGGAACCUCAGGAUGAGGAUAACGCUGACCAACAGUACGCCACGUCCAACGAAGAUGCCGGAGAUGAGUGAGGACACUUCCUAAGUGCGUGACAUCUUCGUGAGAUGACUCUUUUCUACCGUGAUUUUUAUAAUGUGCUACCAAUAGA